CGCCUUCAACGGCACAAUCUAUGAACGAAAUCAUUAGAGCUCCUUGAAAACUGCGAGAGAGACACUGAUGGGUGCAGACAUGAUGUGAACACAGGAGAUUCCGUGUUUGAACAAGGAAGGAGUUGCUACGAGCCACAUGUCAGUGUGGUUCGUGUGAACCACUGUGUGUGACCUGACUGUACAACCAUGGCAAGAGCUGCUGUGACUAAACUUCUCCUACUGGUUUUCCUCGCCUUCAUCAUCUGCCUGCCAGAGUUAUUCAGGAUAUACUCAGUUUCAAAGGUGAAUUUCCACUGUCUUCCCCACCGACCUUACGAACCGAUGCAUCAGGAACGGAAAGGGGGAAAUGUGCAGCCAAUAAAGAGUAAAGAUAAAAGAAAGGCCAUCUGGAAUCCUACUUCAAGUCCAGAACUUGAACAGUUGGAGGAGAUCUGUGCACAAGAGGGCAAAGGAAACACAGCAGGUUUACAUCCUGAAACGCAGAAUGUCCAAGGAGAUUCAAGGUCAGACUUGUUCAUGUGUGAAACAGACAAGAACAUGGAGGAACUUCGCAGCCACCUCUCAUCACCAGCUCUGGUGGUACUUCUGGAGGUGUCAGUUGUCUUUCAAGUGAACGACACCGAGGCCGUGAAUCAUACUUUGUUUGGCUACAGCGGUCAGAGGUCCCUGUACCUCCAACCACCUGAAGAGGAGGAAGACCCAAUGGGUGACAAAGCAAGUCAGGGACAGGCUUUCUACUGCUGUCUUCCUCUCAAUCAAUCAUCCAACUCGGCCAAUCAAAGCCGCUGCCUCCUUUGGCUCGCCAAUCAAACUGUUUUGACAGGAACAGAAACAGAAAGGCUGUCAUGGAAACAGGCAGAUGGAGGAUGGUGCAGCUACAGGUGGACCUUUCUGGUUCUGGUGUGUGUGGUGUUCCUGAUUGUUGUUGCAACUGUGAUUGGAAAAAUCUAUCUGGGGACACGCUUAAACUAUAAAACUAUUGUGCAUCCCAUUGAGUACCAGCCUCCCAAUUGGCAGUUAAAAGAAACAGCGUACCAUUUAAAUCGACGUCAGUCUUGGCCUGCAGAAAUGAGGUACCAUUUGAAUCGGCUUCAGUCUUGGCCUGGACUUUCGCCCAUUCUGGAAACUGAAAGCAGAGAGAACAUUGAAACUUUGCUGAAUGGAAAUCCACCUAGCUGCUAUACAGAAAAUCCUUCAUCAUCGCCGCCGUCCUCCUACCUCCUCCCUCAUAGAAGAACAGCCGUGCUGACAGACGUGCAACAAAAGGAGCACAGAAGUUGUCUUAAGUCACACUAAGGCAAGAAAGCAAAGAGACUCCAUCACCUCAAGGCCUGCUUUGUAGACACACAUACAGCAUGCAAAGAUCACCAGUGUUUAUUAUUAAAACCUCCCCAGUGAAGUUUGAUGGAUUUUACAAGCCAUUCUUUGGACAUGUCAAUGGAUUAGAGACACUUGGAGUACAGAUGUUGUUGCUUGAGAUUCGCCAUCUGAAAGCGGACCAGCGGGUGAUAUGCUGCUUCUCCAAAAAGACUUCUUAAAGCCCUUCAACCCACUCAGGCCAUUUAUGCCUGUUUGAAGCUUUAUGCAAGUUAUUCAGAGGUAAUCAAAGGACUCAAAUGCCAAACAACAGAAAAAACCAAAUCUUAAAUCCCCUGCUAAUUUAGAAACCAUUCUGCUUUAGUAUGGUCCCUGUUCUUAGUUGAUUCUGAGAAAAGACAGAAAGUCAUUGUCCAGGUUAGCCUUAACUCUGAUAUAUGAAAGAUACAUUCUCUACUCUUUUCCUUUCUAUGUCUCUUUUCAAAUUGUUUUAGUCAGUAAAAGUCCAGGAUGAGCCAGCGUAUAUUUCUUCCAUACAAUUCUCUGCUGUUUUAUAACAUUACUUGCUUUUGUCAUGUCUAUACUUUUGAAAGCUGAAUAACAAUUCCCCAUAAAACUAACAGUCUUGAGUCAGUAGAAACAAAAAUGUCAAAGAAGUGGUCGAAAUGCAUUUGUUUCUUGCAUUUCUUUACCAUUGUUUCCUGAAAAUGCCUCCAAAACUGAACAGUUUCUCUCAGGUGAACCUGAGCUAUCACUCUUCAUAUUGUUGAAAAUAGUGCACAGCUUUACACAAAGUGUGUUUGUUGUAAAUGUGUUUGUACUUUACCUUUAACCAAUGCUGUGAGCAAAUUUGAACUGCAAAGAGUGAAUGCAGUGAAACAUGCUGUACAUAUUCAGCAUCUUGUCCUCGUUUACCUCACUAAAUACAGUAAUGUGUAGCUGAACUGUAGAUUUCAAAUGGCUAAACAAAUAAAUACUGUAUGGUGCUUUCUUUGA
Gambusia affinis (western mosquitofish) is the source of this 2313-nucleotide messenger RNA. RefSeq lists its product as uncharacterized. NCBI's taxonomy places the organism in Eukaryota, Metazoa, Chordata, Actinopteri, Cyprinodontiformes, Poeciliidae. The transcript has 10 exons. The record is from RefSeq and is a predicted model, not a curated record. The coding region runs from base 187 to 1296 and encodes 369 amino acids.